Molecule: messenger RNA, 876 nt
Organism: Lodderomyces theae
Lineage: Eukaryota; Fungi; Ascomycota; Pichiomycetes; Serinales; Debaryomycetaceae
Product: mRNA splicing protein
Exons: 1
Coding region: 1-876 (291 amino acids)
Biological process (GO): RNA splicing; generation of catalytic spliceosome for second transesterification step
Cellular component (GO): U2-type post-spliceosomal complex; U5 snRNP; U4/U6 x U5 tri-snRNP complex
Source: RefSeq, a predicted model, not a curated record
AUGGACUUUUCUAACAUCUUGUCGAAAGAGAUAAGCAAACGAAAGAAGCUGUCACGGGAGGGUUCCAACAAAAAGGCAAAACACAGAAGAAAUGAGGGUGGUAAAGGACAAGAUGACAAGGAUAAACAGGAAGUUAUAGAGGACAGCAGGAAAGACACAGUCCGAGAUUCAUCUGGUGACUUACCCAAUGAUGAAUUUGUGCUAGCAACCACCAAGGGUAAUGAAUUGAGCGAAGCUGAAAUUGACAAAAAGUUGAAGCAAUACAACGAAUACGACAGUGAGAUGACCAGCAAAGACAAAUCUAAGAAGCUACAAUAUCUAUUACAAUUGGAACUUCGAAAUGAAAAAUAUAAGGAUUGGUUAGAUAAAGAAGAGCCGUUGUAUCAAGACCCUUCAAAGCAGAUCAUCACACUUGACUCGAUAAUUGAGGCAGAACAACACCGACCCCAAUUGAGAAUUCAAACUCGAGUGUUUCUUAAAGAGAUCAUACGCGAAUGGGAGGCGCAAAGGGACAAGACUGAUGAGGAUGCGUCACUACUAAAGAAAACCAAAAAGGGAAUUGUUAACCUUUUGUACAAGUUGCGAAGUGGCAAAAUACCAACAGAAGCACUUGUAUCCCUCUCCACCAUAAUCUACUAUCUACAAUCGAACCAGUUCAACAAAGCCAAUGAAAGUUAUAUGAAAUUGAGUAUCGGGAAUGUUUGCUGGCCAAUCGGUGUAGUCAACGUUGGUAUUCAUGCACGAAGUUCGAGCCUGAGAAUCACAGGAAGUAAAAAUGUGAGUAACAUCAUGAUGAAUGAGCUGACUCGCAAAUGGAUUAUCAGUGUCAAGAGACUCAUCAACUUUAAGGAAAGGAUGUACAGCAAGAGGGGGUAG